Messenger RNA from Cyphomyrmex costatus, 694 nucleotides. RefSeq names its product COMM domain-containing protein 3. The record is from RefSeq and is a predicted model, not a curated record. NCBI's taxonomy places the organism in Eukaryota, Metazoa, Arthropoda, Insecta, Hymenoptera, Formicidae. The transcript is spliced from 3 exons. Bases 128 to 694 code for a protein of 188 amino acids. Gene Ontology annotation, biological process: sodium ion transport.
UUUAAAAAAAACCUGUGGGAUUAAGUACAUGUGCAUAAACUAGUUUAUUUUUGUUAAUGUAGUAGUUGUUUUUAAGAUAUUUGUAUUUAUGUGUAUUAAAAAGUGUAUUAAUAUUAUAUCAUAAGAUAUGGAAUUAGCAAAAGAAAUUGUCGAUGGCCUGGCAAGCAUCCAAAAUAGCAACAUUUUGCCUGAAGAAGCAUUUUUACAGUUAUUAGAUAUUAUAAUGUUAUGUAUUUCUAAAAACAAUGGAAAAAGUAUUACAACUGUUCAUCCAUCCAAGUCAGAUCUGAUAAAGGCUGCAGUUGCUAAUGUAUCUUGCCUCUUUAUAGAGGCAGCUCGACAUAAUUAUGAUGAAGAAAGCUUAAAACAUUUUCUACAUAAUGAACACAUUAAUGGACAUAGAAUUGAAACAUUAUGUAGUACAUAUAUAAACAAUAAACAAAAUAUACAGACUCAAUUGGAAUUGACAGGAAAUAGUUUACCACACAUAGUGGAUAUAGAUUGGCGUUUACAUCAUUGUGCUAAGAUUAGCAUUCGGUUUACUAAUAUACCAAUUUAUAACAUACGAAUAAGUACAAAAGAAUCUAAUCAAGUGAGGCAUGUAAUAUUUACAUGUACUGUACAACAGCUACAAGAGUUAGUAUACAAGUUAAAGGAUGCUAUAAGACAUAUUGAAAAAAUGUCUAAUAUAUAA